UGAACGUUUCAUUGUCCUAACAAUCUUAAAUGUCUUGUAAGUUGUUUAGAAACUAUAUAGGUACAUAGUUGAUUUGAAACAUUCUCCAACUCCAAAACCUGACCUGGUCAAUUGGCCCUGAAGUAGAACAGCUCCAACCACAUCAUGACAAGUGUCACCUUCUUAAAACUCUAAUCAAGCAAUGUUUGGAUCCAAACUACCCUAUAAAAUCACAACCAGAAAUGUUCUUAAUCAACAAAAACAAAAGAUUAAUCACCAGAAGUGUGUUUUUUGAAUUCCUCUGUAAAAAUAAAUGGCAGACAACUCUCAGAACCUGAGCUAUCAAAUUGGAGAAGCCAAAGGCCAAGCACAGGAAAAGGCGAGUAAUUUGAUGGACAAGGCAAGUGAUGCAGCCCAAUCAACUAAAGAUUCGAUACAAGAUGCAGGACAACAGAUGAUGGUCAAAGCCCAGGAUGCAGUUGAUUCUGUCAAGGAUGCUACUGGCUUGAAGAAAUGAAGCUUUUCCAUUGCCCAUUUCUCCUUGUGAUCGUUGUCACUUAUCGAAUAUUUUUAAAUAUUCAUCCUAUGUUUAUCAUUUUUCAGAUAAAGAUAAAGGCCCUAUAUAUUGAUGCAGUGCCAGUUGAGUUGACCAUGAAAUAAAGUCACACUAGAUAGUUUUUAACCUCGUUCGUUGUUCUCGAAUGGGUUCUCUUUCAACUUUAUAAAUCCCCACUUCCAAUCAGUUGUUUUAGUAUCUAAUGAAUUCUUUAUCAAGGAGUUAUAUACUCAUUAGCCAUCACUAGGGAGCAGGGCAUACAAUAACCAAACUACACAAGAACAUACUAAUAUUCCUCCAAAAAAAAAAAAAAAAAAUGAAGACGUUCCCUUUUUUUAUUAUUC
This is a messenger RNA of Cucurbita moschata (crookneck pumpkin), 879 nucleotides long. Its product is annotated as stress-induced protein KIN2-like. Lineage: Eukaryota; Viridiplantae; Streptophyta; Magnoliopsida; Cucurbitales; Cucurbitaceae. The transcript has 2 exons. The coding region runs from base 293 to 496 and encodes 67 amino acids. The record is from RefSeq and is a predicted model, not a curated record.